Molecule: messenger RNA, 1454 nt
Organism: Halichondria panicea
Lineage: Eukaryota; Metazoa; Porifera; Demospongiae; Suberitida; Halichondriidae
Product: cleavage stimulation factor subunit 1-like
Exons: 11
Coding region: 95-1372 (425 amino acids)
Biological process (GO): mRNA 3'-end processing
Cellular component (GO): mRNA cleavage stimulating factor complex
Molecular function (GO): RNA binding; protein binding
Source: RefSeq, a predicted model, not a curated record
UUGACUUUAGUUGACUCUCUUAUUGGCGAUCUUUACCGAAUUAAAUUUUCUGUGCGAUUGCUCGCUUCUCUUCUGUGGCCACUGUCCCUCAGUAAUGGAGUAUCGGAACACAGCUACCCAGCCCAUCCAGGAGAGAGAGGCUCUCUAUAGGCUUAUGGUGGGUCAGCUUCGUUACGAUGGCUAUGAGAAUGCAGCUGGUGCAGUGGGUCAGAUCAUAGCAACGUACCCGCCAGUAGCCCCCUCCUCACGUCUGGGUCACCUUGUACAGCUGGGCAUGAAGACCGAGGGAGAAGUGGCUGGCAACCCGGACCUGGCGGACAUGCUACCUCACUUGAGGGGACAAGGAGUCCUUGAUUUGGAGUACGAGGCCGACGAGAAAGCAUCUUGUCCAGAAAUAAGCUCAUAUGAUCUGACUUACGGUACAUCACAUAAAGCAGCUGCAUUAACAGCGGCCUUUAGUAGCGACGGUCGCCUGGCAGCCACUGGCUCAGCUGACUACUCCAUAAAGAUCCUGGAUGUUGAACGCAUGAUGUCAAAGACUGCCAUAGGGCACAACCAAGACCUCCACCCUGUCAUCAGAACAUUGUAUGACCACACAGAUGCUGUUCUGUCGUUGGACUUCCACCCAGCUGUCUCUGUUCUAGUCUCUGGUAGCAAAGAUUGUACUAUAAAGUUCUUUGACUACUCCAAACCAUCUGUGAAGAAGUCAUACCGCACCAUCCAAGAAGUGGCCCCAGUGAGAGCUCUGAGCUUCCAUCCAUCAGGGGACUUCCUACUGGCUGGCACCUCUCAGUCAACACUGCGGCUCUAUGACAUCAGCUCACUCAACUGUUACGUGGCGUCCGAUUCCAGAGACCAGCACACGAAAGGAAUCACUUCCAUUCAUUAUUCUACUGAAGGGCGAUUGUAUGUGACAGCCAGCGAGGAUGGAUCUAUUAAGGUUUGGGACGGUGUGAGCAAUCGCUGUGUCAACACAUUCAAGAAGGCCCACAAUGGCGAGGCUGUGACCUCGGUGAGGUUCAGCAAGAACUCUAAGUAUGUGCUCUCCUCUGGCAAAGAUGGGAACGCUGCUCUCUGGGAACUGUCAACAGGGAGACCACUCAACACUUAUCAGCCCAGCAAGUCUAAGAACGUGCUCUUCAGUCCCUGUGCCAUAUUCAACCACACAGAGGACUAUGUGCUCAUGUGUGAGGAGAGGAAGCCUCAGUACAUGAUCCUCUCCUGGGACGCUCGGACUGCACAACCCCACGGACCCCUACCCAGUAACCAUGGCAAUACCGUCCACUACAUCAGCCACUCCCCCCAAAUAGCCGCACUCAUGACGACCGGUGAAGACAACAGAAUCAAGUUCUUCUAUCAUAGAGACCAAUAAUUUCCAACUAACUUAUUAUAAUUAUUAUGUUGUAAUUAAUUUUUGUCGUGUUGUUGAAAUGUACAAGUUUUUGAUAAUUGAA